Molecule: messenger RNA, 2721 nt
Organism: Paraphaeosphaeria sporulosa
Lineage: Eukaryota; Fungi; Ascomycota; Dothideomycetes; Pleosporales; Didymosphaeriaceae
Product: negative regulator of differentiation 1
Exons: 1
Coding region: 97-2574 (825 amino acids)
Biological process (GO): mRNA splicing, via spliceosome
Cellular component (GO): cytoplasmic stress granule
Molecular function (GO): mRNA binding
Source: RefSeq, a predicted model, not a curated record
CUCGCACAGCUCCGGACGCAGUAAUACACCGUCGCCACGGCUGUCCUAUCUCAGAACACGCGGGACAAUUUCGUCCUGCCCCCGCAUCUUUUCGGAAUGCAGCACCACGACGGUGCCCCGAACGCCCCCAGCGGGCCGCGUCUCCAGCAAAGCUUCCAGAAGCAGAUGAAUGGAAACACGGGCUUUUCGCACGGCGCGUUUCACACAAACCAGCCCGGCGGCUAUGCGGACAGGCACCCGGAGCGCUCCAACAUUCCUAGCAUCAACACGGGCAGACUCGCUCCCGGCAACCACAACACUGAGCUGCAGACGCCGGGAACUGGCUUUGACAUGAACUUCACCCCGCUUCUGCCUUCGCAGCUGCUUCUCGGAAGCCCUUUCCAGCCCGGUUCUCCGAAUGCCUUCACCUCGCCUCAGUUCCAGAGUUUCGCCCAGUUUGCCGGACAGAACCAGAUGCAGCAGCAGCAGCAGAACGCCAUGGGCAGCCCGCAGAUGCAGCAGGGCCCCCUUUCGCCUGGCCUGUACCAAGGUCUCGUCUCCCCGACGAGUGGCUUCUUCAAUGGACCCCAGUCGCCCACUGGAGGAUUCCCUGGUUACGGACAGCAGGGCCUCGGCGGUCUUGGCUCGUCCCUGCCUAUAGCCCCCGGAUUAGUUUCCGGUACUAGCAGGACAGUCUACUUGGGCAAUAUCCCACCGGAGACCUCAGCCGAGGAGAUCCUUGGCCAUGUGAGAAGUGGUCAAAUUGAGUCAGUGAGGCUCCUCCCCGACAAGAACUGUGCUUUCAUCUCCUUCCUCGACAGCAGCUCCGCCACCCACUUCCACUCUGACGCAAUCUUGAAAAAGUUGUCGAUUCGUGGCCAGGACAUCAAGAUCGGAUGGGGCAAGCCGUCGCAGGUUCCAACAUCGGUCGCCCUUGCUGUGCAGCAGUCAGGUGCUUCUCGCAAUGUGUACUUGGGCAACCUGUCGGAGGAUGUUACCGAGGAGGAACUGCGCGAGGACCUCAGCAAGUUCGGUCCCAUUGAUACUGUCAAGAUCGUGCGCGAGAAGGCAAUUGGCUUUGUUCACUUCUUGUCGAUCGGCAAUGCCAUCAAGGCGGUUGCCCAGCUCCCCCAGGAGCCCAAGUGGCAGGCCCCCAGGCGCGUCUACUACGGAAAGGAUCGAUGCGCUUACGUCUCGAAGACGCAGCAGCAGAAUGCGGCCCAGUACCUCGGAAUCGCCCCUGGAUACGCUCACGUCCUCAACGGCGCCGACCGUGACAUGAUCUCCAAUGCUCUCGCCCAACAAUCAGUCGCUGCGGCCGCGGUCGCGACUUCUGCUGGAGGUGUCAAUAACCUCGGCAACCGGACGGUAUACUUGGGCAACAUCCACCCAGAGACGACAAUUGAAGAGAUCUGCAACGUCGUCCGCGGGGGUCUGCUUCACCACAUUCGAUACAUUCCUGACAAGCACAUCUGCUUUGUGACGUUCAUCGACCCCACCUCUGCUGCGUCAUUCUACGCUCUGAGCAACCUCCAGGGUUUGAUGAUCCACAACCGCCGUCUCAAAAUCGGAUGGGGCAAGCACUCCGGUGCCCUUCCUCCGGCCAUCGCCCUGGCUGUUAGCGGUGGUGCGUCGCGCAAUGUGUAUAUCGGAAAUCUGGAUGAGUCAUGGACUGAGGAGCGUCUGAGACAAGACUUCUCCGAGUACGGCGAGAUUGAGUUGGUUAACACGCUGCGCGAGAAGAGCUGUGCGUUCGUCAACUUCACCAACAUCGCCAAUGCCAUCAAGGCCAUCGAGGCUGUGCGAGGACGUGAGGAGUAUAAGCGUUUCAAGGUCAACUUCGGCAAGGAUCGCUGUGGUAACCCACCGCGCCAGAUGAACAACAACCAGGGUCAGCCCCAGCAUCCGGGCAGUGAUGGCAUUCAGUCGCCGUCGCCUACCAGUGGUCUCCACCCUAACCGUAACAACACCGGUCCAUCGGUGUCACCGACUGGGUCUGCCGCCCCUGUAUCCGGUGGCAGCACCAACGGACAGUUCCCUAACGUUCAAGCGCCGACUCCUUCCACCAUCCUGAACACGGGCGUGAACAACCCUUUGAUGAUGUACCUCCAAGCUCAGCAAAACCAGCAGCAACAACAGGCAGAAGUGAGCCUUCAGCAGCAGCAACAGGCUCAGCAGCAGCAGCAACAGCAGCAACAGCAGGGAUACCCAUCGCCACAGUCAGCUUUCUACGGCGCUGACCUCAACCAAUCGUCGCAACCCCACGCCUCCCACGGUGCUCACCAGAGCACCUCGAGCUUUAGCCUCAUCAACGGAACCUCCAGCCAGUCUGGCGCCACAACCGUUGGCGGUCUUUUGGCUCCCUCGAAUUUGAAUGCUCGCGCUCAGCACUCGCGUGCGGUCAGCCUGCCGGUGUUCACACAAGGACCGUUCAACCAGCCUGUACAGUCGUCGCAGGGCCCGCAGCAGGGCUCCUUCGGCAGCUUGAGCUCCGGUAUCGGUGGCUUUGGUAGCGGAAACGGUGGCUACGGCCUUGCUAUCCAAGGUGACGGUGGCCUUCCUGGAUGGGCGGAGGAAGAGAUUGGUGCGCAGUAAUACGGAAAAAGUGGCGGAUCGGAUUCCCCUUCUCUUCCAUUCCACUGUGCGAUACUUUGACCGACCUUACUACCUUUAGUGUCGUGGAUGCCAUCACCCACCUUGUUGCUGUAUGCCACUUAUCUACCUUCAUUUUUAUAUUCCCCU